Molecule: messenger RNA, 3566 nt
Organism: Sebastes umbrosus (honeycomb rockfish)
Lineage: Eukaryota; Metazoa; Chordata; Actinopteri; Perciformes; Sebastidae
Gene: ankmy1
Product: ankyrin repeat and MYND domain containing 1
Exons: 19
Coding region: 192-3467 (1091 amino acids)
Molecular function (GO): protein binding
Source: RefSeq, a predicted model, not a curated record
GUCGUGACAACCGGCGCUCACAGAAAAGUCUGCAGACUCAAAUCUGACUUCUUGACUGCUAAAGUUUCCUCCUAAAAGCCUUAAAGUUUACACUCCUGUAACAACAACUCUUACCUCUUGUUGCGCUCAAAUGGAAUCCGGUGAAUUAUAUUCAAAGAGGUUAAUAAUAACGUCAAGCACCGCCGGUUAAAAUGCUGUCGACCUGCAGAGGUGUUGCUGCAGCCCCGAGAGGGCUCGGAGGAGCUCCGGAGCUGGAGCCGGGGACAGGGCGACAGAGCGGCCGCCUCAGAGGAGCUCAAAGCCGGGAAGGGAGACGAGAAGGGCUCGGUGUUCAGGAGUGGCGCGACUUGUCCAGAUAUGAGGGAGACUUUGUGAAUGGGUUCAAACACGGCAAAGGGAGGUACACCUGGAGAAAUGGAGAGUUCUAUGAGGGCUCUUUCUACAAAGACUACAGGCAUGGGGAUGGACUGUACAGCUGGCCCACAGGCCACAAGUUCACUGGCAAGUUUUACCUCAACAGAAAGGAAGGAUACGGACAACAACUGUUCCCUGAUGGAUCCACCUUUCAGGGUUUGUACCACUCUGACCAGAGGUUUGGUCCAGGUGUGUUUACUUAUCCAGACGGGCGUCAGGAUGUGGGUCUGUGGCUCGGGGAGCGCCUGCUAAGGCUCUGUACGUCUGUAAAAGAGGGCUUUCGCCUGAAGAACUACCCUGAAUAUGCUGCCUUCAUGGACCCAGCUGCCAUCACAGAUUCCCUGACUCAGCCUCCCACUAAUGGUCCACAUACAGAAGCCAGGACAGACUCUGAGGUGGAUACGAACAGAGAUCUGCUGUUAGAUGAGACAUUCAUCCUUCCCCCAGGCAUAGAGAGUUACUCAACAGAUGGUGACCACUUGCCGCUGCCCCCUGGCCAAAGAAGAGUGCUGGAUCAACACUUCAAUGGCGAGCUGUGGGAGCCAGACGCUUAUCCGCACCGAGGCUAUGAGCGAGACCCACUCUCCACCCUGCCCUUACAGGCCCGCAUGCAGGCUCACAUACACAAGCACAGACUACAGGCUGAAAAUGUAGACUGGGACGUGGCAGCUGUUCUCUCACUGAACAGGGAAAGUUUUGGUCCUAAAGGGCCUUUGGAAGUCAGUUCAGAGUUGUUGAUCCAGCACGCCUCCCGAGGGGAACUGCAGGCCGUGUCAGAGAUCCUCAAGACCGGAUUGGUCCACCCCGAUAUAGCCGAUUCACAGAGAAACACUGCACUGAUCGCUGCCACAGUAAACUGCCAUAACAAUGUAAUCCAGCUGUUAUUGGAUAUGGGUGCAGAAAUUGACAAGUUGAAUUGUGAAGGCAUGUCUGCCCUGGCUGUGUGUCAUGUCCUCUACUACCCUUUUCAGUCUCUGCACACCACUUUGGCUGAGACGCCCGCCGAAACUCAAGGUUUGAGGUCUCCAUCUGCAUCGCAAAACAGUCUCCAGAUCAGCCAAGGGGACUUCACUACAGACACACCCAGGACGGAGCACAUCUUACAUCACAGCAGUUACGUGUCUAAUAACAGUGAGCUCAUCACUGAGCGCUGGCCUGGCGUGAAUGAACGUGAGACCCCUGCAGACACUGAGCACAGCAAGGUUAGAGAGAGAGAAGAAGAAAGGAGCAGCAGGGAGGAUGAGAGCAGAGGGGAGGAAAGAGAGCUAGAGAGCAGAUGUGAUGAAACGUGGGAAAAUGGAGAAAGUGAGGUAAAAGGGAAGAGAGAAUCUACGAACGGAGAGGAAGAUGAUGAGCUUGGUGAGAGGAGAGAAAUAGGGUCAAGACAAGAGGAUAUGGAGGAAGAUUUGGAGAAGAGAGUAAGGGAUAAUCCUGAAGAGGAUAUAAAGGAGAGAGGAAGUGAGGACGUGCCUGCUGCGGAGUGUUACAUUCAGGUGUUGGAUGGUCACAUUGUGCUGGGCAGCGUGAAGUGGAGGGAAAGUCGAGCAAAGGCGGCAGGAGGAGUUCAGCAGGGCAAAGAAGACAAAGAGCUGACCCCAAAACCAGGCUUUGACUCCGCCCGCUCCGUCAGCAGCUAUGACAUCCAGGUCACAGAGGAAGCGAUGCAGCGCUCAGCAGAGGCGCUGAGUCGCACCGGGAUCCCUCAGUGCUCUGACACACAGGAGACUGUACGCAAAAUGGCUGUCAUGAAAAUUAAACACCGCGUUCGUUUGAACACCAUAAAGCUGUUAUUGAAACGGGGAGCCGACCCCAACGCAUCCAGGGUCCCCAUGCCUGUCCUCUUUUUAGCCAUUAUGGCAGCUGACACUGAGGCCGUCAGGAGGCUGCUGCUGUGUGGAGCUCGCACUGACAUUCCCCUUUCACCCAAGAGGAAGGGUCUGUAUCCCCUGCAUGUAGCUGCAGCACUGCCAGGUCCAGAAGGCCCCAGAAUCAUAGAGUUGCUGCUCCACGCUAUCACUAACCCAGACGCUCAGGCAUGCGACCAAGAUGAGAUCUACGAACCAGAUAAGAUUUCCAUGAAGGCCCAGGAACCACUGAACACCAAUGAGAACCCACAUCUCAAAGAAGGAGGCCGUACGGCCCUGCACGUGGCCUGUCAGAGAGAGUAUGACUACCUGAAUGCCAGCAAGGUGGUCGCCCUCCUGCUCUCCCACGGAGCCAGCACAGACCUCCUCUGGAGUGGACACUCACCUCUCUCUAUGGCUAUAGCAAGUGGAAAUGACCUGGCAGUGGAGGAGCUGUUGAAGGGAGGUGCAGAUCCCAGCAUCCCCCUGGGUCGCAGGGUGGGCAGCGCCCUGUGUGCCCUCGCCAACAUCAACUACCAUUUGGGUGGCAGCAGAAUUAAGCUGUUGGACAAGUUAGCUAAGGCUGGUGCCGACAUCUUGAUGCCAGUUACGGUGGGUGACGUUAUGGGAACCGCAGUCGACUAUGCACACUACUCCUUCAACCAGGACUUGCGUAUUGCCAAAACUCCCUUCCACGCUCUGAACAUGCAGGAGAGGGAAAUAUUCAAAGCACGGUCCAAGCUGCUGAGAAUGAUGGAAGAGCUGCUAAGACGAGAUGUUUGCCAGAGAGAGAGAAAGAGAGAGAGAUUAGAGAAAGAACAACACCUCACUAGUCAGUACAAUUAUGGCUAUAAAUCAUGGUGUGUGUACUGUAUUUAUGUAACAGGUACCGGGUUUAAGUUCUGCUAUCACUGCGGUCGCUCUGUGUCCAUGAACCUGACUCCGUGUAAACGCUGCAAAAAGGUCUUCUACUGCUCCAAGACCUGCAAACUGAGAGCAUGGGAAAGACACAAGGAAGAUUGUAUCCGGGUAUCAGAGCAUGUAGGAUCUGCUGAUGUCGUCAAGAAGGGUGUUGUGUUUAAAUCCCCAAGAGGCCCCAAGCCCUCGAGUGUCAAGUUGAAAUCCCACAGAGCGUCCAAGCCCUUGAGCAUGGCAGAGAAUGUCUUGGAGGGUGAAACCAAAAUGACGGGAAACUACAGCCACAACUGAUGGAUACUACAAUUGUACAUACUUAAUAACAGCGGAAGUACUUUAUCUACCUAAUACUGUAAUGCACUUCUGUUACAUAAAUUCUUUCUCUGAUUCUGA